This is a messenger RNA of Linum tenue, 1294 nucleotides long. NCBI's taxonomy places the organism in Eukaryota, Viridiplantae, Streptophyta, Magnoliopsida, Malpighiales, Linaceae. The record is from the annotation of a GenBank genome assembly.
GUUCGGGAUUUUCUUAACUUAAUUCGAGAAAGAAUAUGCGGAGCCGAAGAAGAGAACGCGCGCGAGAAGCAGAACACGAUGAUGUUGAUUGGGCGGUGGAGGCAGCCCUGCAACGCCUCGUUUCUAUGUUCUCUGGGGAAUUUCGUCGAACACCUUCCGCUUCCAACUUCCUUAUCAGUUCGUCCGACCAGAAUCCAGGGGAAAUCUGUGUAUGCUGUCGGCAUUCGCAGCUCUUCCUACUUCGAAGCGUUGAAUUCCCGCCAACAGGACCAGAUUAGACUCUAUGUCGAUACUCUUCUUCAAUGGAACCAGAAAAUGAAUCUCACUGCGGUCACGAGCGUCGAUGAAGUCAUGGAGAGGCAUGUGGAGGACUCGCUUGCGCUGAUUCCUCCGAUAAACCACUCCUACUCUUCAAACUGCAGUGGUUCAGUUGACAGCCUGAGUGUCGUUGAUGUUGGCACAGGACCCGGGCUUCCGGGAUUGAUUUUGGCAGCCGCUUGUCCAGGUUGGAAAGUAACACUGAUGGAAUCCAUGAAAAAGCGCUGUGAUUUCUUGGAGCACGCAGUAGACAUCACUGGGUUAUCCAAUGUUCAAGUUGUCAGGGGUAGAGCAGAGAACUUAGGGCAGGAUGUUUCCUUCAGAGAACAGUUUGAUGUAGCGGUGGCUAGAGCAGUUGCCGAAAUGAGAAUUCUAGUGGAGUACUGCCUGCCUCUGGUUCGUGUUGGAGGGCUGUUUGUUGCGGCAAAGGGUCACAAUCCAGAAGAGGAAGUUAAAAGUGCAGAAAGAUCAAUGCAACUGAUGGGUGGCUCUUUGCUGCAACUGCACCCAGUGAAAUCGCAUAGCCCACACGGACAGAGGACUGCUAUCAUAUGCUUAAAGGAUCGCCGCACCCCAAAGAAGUACCCACGUGAGCCAGGUACACCAGCAAAGUCACCAGUUUGAUAUCCAUUCAUAUCCUUGUAUGAUCUUCACUCUUCUUGUAAAAAUUAAAGAUGAAAAAAUUGUAGGUUUGUUGUAUUCUCGCAUCUAAUAGUUGAUGGAACGGAUGUCAGCAAUGAAAAUUUACCUGCUAAUCAUUUCCCAUGUUGACUUGUGACAGUAAUAGUUACAUUUACUUUUUUGACAUAUUAUUCAUUGGUGAAUGUGCUCUUGAAAUUCUUCAACUUAGCUAGUUGAAUAAAUAAGGAACUAGAAUUCUAGUAACUCCAUAAUCCUAACUGAUACUCCAUUGUGCAUAGGACUUCUAGUUAGGAAUCUUCAGUGUGAACUAUGAGGCCAAUUUGCCAGAUAUGAU